AUGAAAUUGCUUAAUCCACACAGAAAACUAUGUUAUCGAUUUGAUGGAAGUACAUUUAUACGUGAUCAGUUAGAAAAACUACAAGUGAACAAAAUAGAUAAUAAAAGUGCAUAUAUAAACGAAAAUGAUGCUUCUAAAUUGUCCUAUAUAUCAACAAACUAUUCAAAUUUAACCGAAUGCAUUGAAAACACUCGAGUAGCUUUUAUGUCGCGUCAAUUGAUUCCAGGAAGUCACUCUCUUCAUACAAUCUUUCGUAAUCCUCCAUAUAAAGACAUAGUAAAACCUUACUGCGAUGGUUUAUGGAUGGAAUUUGGUGUGUUUCGUGGUGGUAGUAUAUCUCAUAUUGCGAAAUGGAAAACUGCAUUUUGUGGUAACAAAAGUGAGCCUGUCUAUGGAUUUGAUACGUUUAGUGGUUUACCGACGAAUUGGAGACCUGGAUUUGGUCGUGGAACCUUUCAUGUUCCUAAUGAAACAGAUAUUUUAGUUCCAUCUAAUGUUGUGUUAGUAAAGGGUCUUUUUAUCGAUACAUUACCUAUUCAACUUCGUAUUAUUGAUCGUAAACAUCAAUGUAGAACUCCAGUAUCAUUUGUUCAUAUUGAUUGCGAUAUAUAUGAUGGUGCAAGAGAUAUUCUAUUCCUUCUUGGAAGUCGUUUUGUACCAGGUACCAUAUUGGUAUUCGAUGAAUUAUUCAAUUAUCCAAGUUAUGAAAAACAUGAAAUCAAGGCUUUAUUUGAAUUUUUAUCAGGUUCAAACUUAAGACUCAUACCAAUAGGUACAAGCGGUAACAUUGAACUGAAACCAGCUCAAGAUAUAGCUGUGCAAUCAUUUGCUUUUGUUACAGACUUUGAAGAAGGAUAG
This is a messenger RNA of Rotaria sp. Silwood2, 858 nucleotides long. The record is from the annotation of a GenBank genome assembly. Lineage: Eukaryota; Metazoa; Rotifera; Eurotatoria; Philodinida; Philodinidae.